Messenger RNA from Paramecium tetraurelia, 1848 nucleotides. RefSeq lists its product as uncharacterized. The transcript is spliced from 2 exons. Gene Ontology annotation, molecular function: mRNA binding. Lineage: Eukaryota; Ciliophora; Oligohymenophorea; Peniculida; Parameciidae. Gene Ontology annotation, cellular component: cytosol. The record is from RefSeq and is a predicted model, not a curated record.
AUGUCUAAAUUUACAAAACCCAAUCAAGUUCCCAGCAAGCUUGUCAAAACAAACCAAGGUGCACCAAUAAAAAAACAAGACUCUGAUUCUGACGAAUUGAGCGAUGUUCCACCUCCCCCCAAAAAAUAAUAAUAACAAAAGGCAGUUGUUGGUACAACUAAAGUAGUUGCUAAAGCACCACAAGUAGAUUCUGAUGAUUAAGAUGAACCAGUUAAGUUGGUAUAAACUGUGAAAAAGGGCAGUUUUGAUGCUACAAAGUCAAACACCACAAAUUAAAAUGUCCCUAAGUAGGCAUAAAAGAAGCCUGUUCAAGAGGAUGAUGAUUCUGAUGAUGUUCCACCUCCCCCAAAGAAAGGAGCAGUGGUUUAAAAAAAGCCUGUUAAAUAAUAGGAUUCUGAUGAGGAAUCAGAUGAUGCCCCUACUCCCCCCAAAAAGGUGACUGCCCCAGUUAAACAAGCUGCUAAACCAGUUGUUUAAACCAAAGUCCCAGUUAAACCAUAAGUUUAACAAGAUGAUUCUGAUGAAGAAUCUAGUGAUGUCCCUCCUCCAAAGAAGCCAGUUGUUGCUACCAAAUAAGUUGCUUCUAAGCCAGUUGUCUAAACAAAGGCCCCUGUUAAACCAUAAGUCCAAGAUGAUUCAGAUGAGGAAUCUGAUGAUGUCCCUCCUCCAAAGAAGCCAGUAGUAGCCACAAAACCAGUGGCUAAACCUGCUGUCUAAACAAAGGCCCCUGUUAAACCAUAGGUCUAAGACGAUUCAGAUGAGGAUUCAGAUGAUGUUCCUCCUCCCCCCAAGAAAGGAGCAGUCGUUGCUAAACCAACUGUUGCUGCUACAAAACCAGUUGCAAAGGCUCCAGUCAAACCAUAAGUCUAAGAAGAUUCUGAUGAUGACUCAGAUGAUGUUCCUCCUCCCCCCAAGAAACCAGUCUAAUAAACUAAGGCUCCAUAAAAAACUCAAUAAAUUGAAUAAGAAGAUGAGGAUGAAGAGGAUGAAGCUCCUAGAGGAAAAUAAUAAUAACCUUAAAAGCAAGCUCAAUAAGCUUAAUAAGGAUAAUAAGAUCAUGAAGUUUUCGUAAGAGGACUCUCAUUUGAUGCCACCGAAGAUGAUAUCAAAGAAUUUUUCGGUGAAUGUGGAAACAUCAACAGCGUUAACUUGUUGAAAGGACCAAAUGGAUACUCAAAGGGAAUCGCUUUUGUUAGAUUCUCCACUGAGGAUGCUUAAAAUUCAGCUGUUGAAUACAGUGGCUAAGAUCAUAUGGGAAGAACAAUAACUGUUGAGAAGACUAAACCAAGAGAUCAAAGACCAUAAUAAGGAGGAUAAUAAGGAGGAUAAGGAGAAAGCACAACAUGUUUCGUUGGAAACUUGAGUUUCUAUGCUACUGAAGACUCUUUGUAUCCAAUUUUUGAAGACUGUGGAAAGAUCAAGGAAGUAAGAAUUGCUAAAGAUGCAGAAGGAAAGUCAAGAGGAUUUGGAUAUGUUGAAUACUUUGAUAAUGCUUCAGCUCAAAAGGGACUCUCAAAGACCGGAACUGAUGUUGAAGGUAGAGCUAUCAGAGUUGAUCUUGCAAAUUCAUCAUAAAGAAGUGGUGGCGGUAACAGAGGCGAUAGAGGAGGCUUCGGAGGAAGAGGAAGCUUUGGUGGAAGAGGAGAUAGAGGAAGCUUCGGAGGAGGUUUCGGAGGAAGAGGCCGUGGAGGUGACAGAGGAUUCUCAAGAGGAGGCCGAGGAAGAGGCGGUAAUUUGGAUGCUAAUGAUAUUGCUGCUAAAAAAGGAACUAUUGCUGGAUUUGCUGGAAAGAAAAUGGCUCUAUGAUAUUAUUAUAAUAAAUCAUAAAUUUGUAGAAAUUUCUAAUCA